AUGAAUCAUCUUAUGGUUGCAAUAGUGUAUAAGAGAGGUCCUGGUGAGAAGUCUAUCACUACUAACGACCUGGAGGUUGGGGAGAAAACUGUGGUGCAGUUUGAUAUAAAUGUUGGUUGUUCCAUCCAUUCCUACCACAAACACCCAGUGUACCUUCAGUAUUCAAAGGAUGGAGGACUGUCCUGGUUACUAGUGGUGCCACCUUGUGAGGGGGAUGCUUGUGCCCACUCAAGUACAGAUGGCACUGUAUUCUAUAGUGGAACCAGCAAGAAAUGGAGGAGAGUUAUAGUGCCUUUGGCAGGAUUGAAAAUUUGUGGGACUGCACGUUUCCGUUGGUAUCAAGGGUAUUUUGGUGAACGAGAAUUUACCCCGGAGUGGAGCCUGGACAAUGUCUACAUAGGGAAUAGCUGUAGAGAUCACUGCAGUGGACAUGGCACCUGUGUCGCUGGAGUUUUGUGUCAGUGCGAUGAUACAUAUGAUGGAAGCGGCUGUGAAACCGCGAAGGGGAACCCUAAGUACCUGAAGGAUGAUUUCAAUGAUGCAGCCAUCUCAGACAGGAAGUGGGUGUUACACAGUGGGGGCGAGUUGACCAAGAAGUGUGGUCAGUUGGUUACAGGGAAUGCCUUCCACACCACCAGCUCAGGGGUCAGAGGACUGGUCAGCAGGGACCUUGACCUUACUCAGGCCAGUGUUGUCCAGUUUACAAUAAAGCGUGGCUGCAGCCCUGUGACCUCUGACCCCACGACACAGCCAGUGCUCCUGCAGUAUUCCACCAAUGGCGGGAUAUCAUGGACCACGAUGGAAGCAUUCUCGUUCAAUGGCACAUCCAACAUGGCGGAGUAUGUCGCGUUACCAUGGCCAGAGGAAGCCAGAGAGAAGGCUGUCAGAGUGAGAUGGUGGCAGCCCAGUUCUGAUGGAACUUACAGGGAUGAAUGGGCUCUUGACGAUAUAUUUAUUGGUGGUAACAUUAUGGGGGAGGUGGCCCUACAGGAUGACUUUGUUGCCGUGAAAGACACACAUUGGUUGACACUUGCCGGUGGACAACUGCAGACAGGUGUAUGUCACCCUGGCAAAUAUGCCUUACAGUUUUCAGGUGAAGGUACACCGCGGUUUGCAGUCACUUCUGAUAUUGUGGUCAGAGAGAACACAUUUGUACAGUUUGAACUUGCCAUGGGCUGUAACAAGAUGGACAAAUGUUACGGGAUCCGUUUAGAAUAUUCUCUGGACAUGGGGAAGACUUGGUCACUGGUGGCCAGUCACUGCCUGCCGUCCAGUGUGGACUGUGUGUCCUUCCACACUGACACCACAUUCCCGUCAGAUGUGUUCUUUAACUGGAAGAGGGUGAUCUUACCACUGCCUUACUACACUAGGUGA
Messenger RNA from Lingula anatina, 1374 nucleotides. Its product is annotated as reelin. Gene Ontology annotation, biological process: central nervous system development; neuron migration. NCBI's taxonomy places the organism in Eukaryota, Metazoa, Brachiopoda, Lingulata, Lingulida, Lingulidae. Gene Ontology annotation, molecular function: lipoprotein particle receptor binding. The record is from RefSeq and is a predicted model, not a curated record.